Hordeum vulgare subsp. vulgare (domesticated barley) is the source of this 3189-nucleotide messenger RNA. RefSeq lists its product as uncharacterized. The record is from RefSeq and is a predicted model, not a curated record. The transcript has 9 exons. The coding region runs from base 194 to 2923 and encodes 909 amino acids. Gene Ontology annotation, cellular component: nuclear pore. NCBI's taxonomy places the organism in Eukaryota, Viridiplantae, Streptophyta, Magnoliopsida, Poales, Poaceae.
AAUUAUUCCAACGUGAGCAGCUCCUCCCAUUUCUUCUCUAUCCCUCUAUCUCUUUCCAUCAAUCGUUUUCGGAUCCUUGCAUUGCGUUUGGAUUCACCCUGAUAGAUUCAGUUGUGUUUAUGUGAGAGGUUUUCAUCAUCAUUCAGUAUUCAGAUACCAUCCAUAAGCUCCAUCAGUUUCUAGUGUUUCAGCAAUGGUGCUAGGCCUCCGUACUAAGACAAAGAAGGAUGCUGCCAUCCAUGUAGAUUUCAACAUCUUCAUCCAGGAGAUAAGUCCAUGGCCCCCUUCUGAAUCUCUCAAGUCUUUGCGUUCUGUGGUUCUUUUUUGGGAAAAUGGUGAACGCAAUUCAGGGAAGACAAACACCGUUGCACCUUCAGUCCGCUCAGGUUCCACAUCAGGGAAGAUCGAAUUUAACGAGUUCAUAAGCAUACAGGUUGUUUUUCAGAAGGAGGACUCAUCUGGAAAGUGGCAAAAGAACUUGCUUGAGUUGAAUUUAUACGAACCAAGGAGGGAUAAGCUGAAGGGACAGCAUUUGGGGACUGCAACACUAGACUUGGCAGAGCAUGCAAUGUUUCUCGAGGACACUGCUGUUCCGGUGCCUCUCAACUCUAAGAGGAACUUUAAAAGCAAUGCACAUCCUAUGGUUUAUCUUCGAAUCCAGCCUUUGGAUGGGGACAGGUCAAGCCUUUCCUCUAGAGAUGCAUUACCAAAAGAGGCAUCAGUUGAUAAGGAUUCAAAGGCCUUUAUGUCGGCAACAAUGAGUGAGGACUACACUGAGGAUGCUGGGUUUGCUUCCUUCACUGAUGACGAUGAGGAAGAAACUCCAUAUCCGUACCACUCAGAUGGGAAUGUGCAUACAGGUAGUAAUAGAUUUCAGGACAAUGUCAAGGGGAAGGAUGCCAGGGUAUUUGGCAAUGAAAGCACCAGCUCAUCAUUAGAUUCCCAGCGUGAAAUGCCAUCUUCCAGUACAAAAGCGCGUAGUGAAGAAGUUGAAAAGCAUCCAAUUCAAAUGCAAAAGAAAACCAUCUAUCGAGGGACAGAUUUACCGGGAGAACAAUUUCCAUCUAUUCCGCCACACAAUGCUCUCAGAACUGGUCGUAAAAUGUCUUUUUCUUAUGGUAUGGCUGACUCCAACCAGAGGCAAUUUAGCGAGAAAACUUACAACACUUUAACUAGUGAUAGAGCUAAGAAUAUGAGGUUCAGUAUGAGACUUCCAGAUAUUAAUGGAAGCACCAUAAGUAAGAAAGUUGAUUCUCAGAAGGAACAAGUGAAGGAAGUUGAUUCCGAAGAUAUCUUGAUCGCUCAUGAUACUAAAAGCAGUGCUGGUAAUGGAAUGCAAGCUCAGGCACCAGUGCGUAUUUCAAAUAAUCGAAGUGACAACAAAGUUCGAGAACUUGAACGUAAGGUUGAGUUGCUUGAAACUGAGCUGCAAGAAGCCGCUGCUUCUGAGAUAGGCCUUUAUUCUGUGGCUGCCGAACAUGGCAGCUCGGCAAACAAGGUCCAUACACCUGCACGAAGGCUCUCUAGGCAUUUUGUUCAUGCAUUUAAAAACUGUCCGAGAGAAAAGAUGGGAAGUGCAGCAAGGAGUUCUUCCUCUGGGCUGGUUUUUGUUGCAAAAGCUUGUGGAUACGAUGUCGCAAGGCUGAGUUUCUGGUUGUCAAACUGUGUGGUGCUGCGAGCAAUUGUUACUGAAACUUCUAAGCAAUCAGACAUUGGAAAUGACAUUAAUGCUACUGAUUAUAGUUCAAAAACAGCACCGAGGAGAAAUUCCGCAUCAAUGUGGGAAUCGCUUAAUCGGAAGAAAGGGAACUUCCUUUCACCUGAGUUUGAUAACUGGGAAGAUAUUGAUACGUUUAUAGCUGCACUAAAGAAGAUUGAAUCAUGGAUAUUCUCACGGAUUGUAGAGUGCAUUUGGUGGCAGGCAUUUACACCACACAUGCAAUCUGCUUAUAUCAGUACUGAAUCAAAGACUGGUUUGAAUGCAAAGAAAUGUUACGGAAAGAUUACUGUUGUGGGCAAUCAGCAACAAGCAACCUUGUCAAUAGACAUAUGGAAGAAGGCUUUCAAACAGGCAUCAGAGAAGAUUUGCCCUGUAAGGGCAGCUGGACACGAGUGUGGGUGCCUGCCUAUGUUGGCCAAGUUGUUGAUGGAAGAGUGUAUAGCUAGAUUGGAUAUAGCAAUGUUCAAUGCUAUUUUGCGGGAGUCAGAAGAUGAAAUACCGACAGAUCCCAUUUCUGACCCAAUAACUGAUCCUAAGGUUCUUCCCAUCCCAUCUGGGAAGUUUGGCUUCGGUGCUGGGGUCCAACUGAAAAAUGCUAUCGGCAGCUGGUCCAGAUGCCUUACCGACUUGUUUGGUAUGGAUAUGGAUGACUAUCCAGAAGUUGAGAAUUGGGAUGGUGAAAAUGGCAUCGCUGAAACCCACAAACCCUUCUAUCUUCUAAAUGCAUUAAGUGAUCUCCUGAUGAUCCCUAAGGAUGUGCUCAUGGAAACCAGUACCAGGAAAGAGAUUUGUCCCACCUUUAGUUCAUCGAUCGUCAGAAGCAUACUUGUUGGCUUUGUACCAGAUGAAUUUUGCCCAGACCCAAUUCAAGAUUCCUUGCUUCAGGCUCUAGAAUUGGAGGAUCAUCUGGAGAGCAGUGACAAGGGCAUACGGGCGAUACCAUGCAGUGCUUCACCUAUCGUGUACUCUUACCCUGCACCUGGCACAAUCCUAAGCAUCAUUGGUGAUCCUAGGAAGAGCGGAUCGGCAGUCCUCCGCAAGUCUAACACGAGUGAUGACGAGCUCGAUGAGCUGAGCUCACCACUGAGUUUCAUCUCCAAGGCGCCAUCGAAUCCGCUUGGCAAGCUGAAGCAGAUCAGCGGCUCAUACACGGCGAGGUACAGGCUCCUCCAUGAGGUGUGGAAGCUAGACGACCAGUACUGACUUCCUCUUAUGUCUCAGACGUACAUAUGUACAAGUUCCGUUUGAAAAAUAUUUUUAUAUUACGGGACGGAGGGAGUACCUUUUUGCCAUAUUGUAUGUGUGAUGGUACUUCAAAGCUUGUUGUCAAAAUAAUUUUGGUGCAUUCAGAACAGUUUUUUUUUCAGUUAGUAAGCUACCUGUGAACAUCAUCAUGAAUAGAUGAAUCAGGUUUCAACAUGCCUGUUCCGUAUCGUGAUUUAUUAAAAAGUACCCCUUUCACUCCUAAA